CUAGAAAGAUAGAAGAAUGAAAAAAAUAAAACUAAAAGAAGUGAGAUCUAUAGAGGAAGAUGAAGAUUUGAUUAGCAAACUUCCUGAUGUACUAUUAUCUUCUAUCAUUUCUUUACUUCCUGUCGUAGAAGGUGUGAGAACUAGUGUGCUUUCAAGACGCUGGGAAAAGGUGUGGAAAUACUCAUCUCAUCUUAACUUUGACCAAAGAAAAAUGUUGAUGCCUUUGAUGAAAGAAUACAUUGAUACUUCUGAACCAGCUACUCGUCUUCAGAUGGCUUUAUAUCCUAAGAUUUCUGUUGAUGAUGAGAAAUAUCUUGAUACAAUUGCUCAAGCAGCCAUGUUGAUUACAUCAAUUAUAGACAAUCACAUUGGUCCUUUGAAAAGUUGUAGUAUUAGACAUAUAGUUGAGAGUUGUGCAAAUGGAGAUGCUACUGGGUGGAUGAGAAAGCUUUUGGCGAAAGAGGUGACAGAGGUUUCAAUGGAACUUGAACCCUUUGAUUAUUGUCACCUAAUAAGUGAGAGAGUCUUUAUGGAAGUUGGAUGGACUCUCAAUCUUCCUUUUGAAGUUUUCUCUAAUUUUAAGAUUCUUAAGUUGAAGAACUAUAAAUUUAAAAUUACAGAUUUCUCAAACCCUUCUCAGAUUUUACAGACUCUUACUCUUAGCAAUCUAGAUAUUAAAUCAAAAACUUUUCAAGAGAUCAUCUCUCAUUGCUCCUCUCUCGAAAACCUUAUCAUUGAGAACUGUGAUUCAUUAGUCAAUGUUAAGGUUGAUAGCUCGAGUCUUAAAUAUUUUAAAAUAUGUGAUAUGCUCGUACAAAACUUUUUGAUUUCUUCUAUUAGCGUUGAAAUCAUAGAGAUUGACUCCAUUAAUUGUAACAUUGGAGAAAUAAUUUUUGAGACCCCAAAACUUCGGGUUCUCCAUGCUUACCGUGAUUUGAAAAAUCCUAGAAAUUUUGUGUCUCUUUACGGAAAUAAGCUUUUAGGAACGAGGAAUAUCAAUUCAAGAUUUUCCGCAUCGGGUUCUCGAGGUUCAAGAAUGGGAAGUAUAUUUUUCAAUUUGAUUACCCUUUCCAUGGAUUUAGAUUUGGAAGAUAAUAUCAAUUCAAUAGCUCUUUAUUCUGCACUGAAGUCCUGCCACAGACUAGUGAAUCUCGAAAUUAAUAACCAGGUAAACUUGCGACAAGAAAAUGAGAUACAUGAUCAAAAUACCAAUGAUGGUAUGCCUUAUGGCGAAUAUAUGUUUUGGCAAAAGAUGGAGCCAUGUGAGUGCAUUAAUAAGCAACUAAAGUCGGUUUGUUUAAAGGGAUACAGAGGUGGAAAAUUUGAGUAUGAGUUUGUUAAGUACUUAAUAACAAAUAGCCAAGUUAUAGAGAAUAUCAUCAUUUGGUUUGUGGAUGAUUCUUCAUGGAUUGAAGUUGUUGCAACUAUAUGUUUAUUAUCAUAUCCAAGAAGUUCUCCCAAAUUAUCCAUUGAUCUCAAGCCUGGAGCGGAGUAUAUGAAAAAAUAUGGGAAUAACUUUGAAAAGUGGGUUAGAACCCUAAAAUAGUUAUGAAGAUAUGAAAUAAAAAAACAUUGUUUUUAUUUCGAAAUAAUAUUUUGGUAGCUUUUGGUAGCUUGGCCAACUCUUGUAUCUUCACAGCUUCACUGGAAAACUCUAUCCUAUGUCUCAAUCAAUAAUGGUUUUAGGGUCUUUAGCCUCCUUCCUCUGAAGGAAUACUAUUCUUAGGGCUUCUCUUGGAGAACUGUUUCAUUUUAUGGUGAUUUAGUGAGGUUGAAAUCUAGCAUUUACCUUUUUACUGUUUUGUUCCUUUUGUUGCUUUGAUGUUGUUAUCUUUCUUGUCUAAGUGUCAUCAGCACAUUACUUCUUAUGCUAUGUAAUAACAAUAUUUUUUGUA
Molecule: messenger RNA, 1895 nt
Organism: Lathyrus oleraceus (garden pea)
Lineage: Eukaryota; Viridiplantae; Streptophyta; Magnoliopsida; Fabales; Fabaceae
Product: F-box protein At1g80960
Exons: 4
Coding region: 17-1546 (509 amino acids)
Molecular function (GO): protein binding
Source: RefSeq, a predicted model, not a curated record